AUGAUAGCAUCGCCGAAAUUUCCCUCCGCAACACCACCGAUAUUCAGGAAACAACAGAACAGAUCGGGGUGGGGGUUUGUCUGUUAAAUCGUCGUUCAUUUUUCUAGCCAACCCUUUAUCAAUCGCCAUCUUUGUACCCUCUCUAUACUAUCCUCACCUCUAUUCGCACGCUCCAACGAACUGCCAACGCCAAUUCGAAGUUGUCUCGAGAGCGAAAGGAACAAACCCCAAAACCAACACCAUGGCGAUGCGCAACCCCUUCCUCACUUCGCGGACACUCAAGUCCCUCCAACUACCCAGCCAAUGUCUCCGACGAAGCUUCCACAAAAAGUCCGCCCCAGCCUCCGUGCCCCAACCCACACCUUUCGUCCCGAACGUCGAAACCUUCCUCACCCUGAUCGGCCGGGACAUGUCCAAGCACGCCAGCAAACUACCAUCCUGGGAACAACUAUUCACGCUCAGCUCCCCCGAACUCCGAGAACUGGGCAUUGAGCCUGCCCGCCAGCGCCGAUACCUGCUCCGGAAGCGGGAGAAGUUCAGACAGGGCAUCUACGGACCCGGCGGAGACCUUGAAAAGGUUGUGGAUGGCGUUGCGCAAUUGCGAGUCGCUGAGCUUCCUUUGGAAUCGUCUUCCUCUGCAGGCUCUUCCUCUUCCUCCUCCUCCUCUUCUUCUUCCUCCGCUUCCUCUUCCCUUACCUCCACGGCUACUCUGUCCCCGGGAAUGAAACGGGUCAUUGUAAACCUUGCACCAGACGCCACGGGGUACCAGCACGAGGCGUCGAAACAAGUCAAGAAAUUCGCACACAUGAAGAUCCACAACGGAUUCAUGAUCAAGGGACCAUUCCUGCAACCGAUCAAGGGCUCCAAUGGUAGCGCUGCUUUGAUCAAGGUCGAGGAGGGCAUGUGGGAAGACAAGCUGGGACAAAAGGUUGAUGGUGGUGAGAGAAGGCGUGCUGAGGUCCGGGCUAAGAAGAGGAGUGAGGAACGAAGGAAGGGACUAGCAUGAGCAUGAGCAUGAGCAUGAGCAUGAACCUGAGCAUCUUUUUUUCUCUGGAGAGAGUUUUGUGUGUUAGAGCCGGUUCAUCUUGUAUUAUUAUAUCUUGGUUCAAUGGUGUACUAAUGUAAAUUCAAGUCACAUCCUUUAUUUGUC
Messenger RNA from Aspergillus ochraceoroseus IBT 24754, 1150 nucleotides. Its product is annotated as mitochondrial 37S ribosomal protein mS41. The transcript is spliced from 2 exons. Gene Ontology annotation, cellular component: mitochondrion. Lineage: Eukaryota; Fungi; Ascomycota; Eurotiomycetes; Eurotiales; Aspergillaceae. The coding region runs from base 242 to 1006 and encodes 254 amino acids. The record is from RefSeq and is a predicted model, not a curated record.